GCCUUAAAAUUAAAGACACUCAAAGAGAUGAAAAUGAGUGCCUGGCUAGCCUGCAGACCGCCCUUGAGAUGAUUUCCUCCACUACUCUCCUCUUGACUUCAGAUUUGUGAAGUUUUUUGUACUCUUUAGACUCAUUUCUCUGAUGGGGUUCUUGGUUUAGAAUCACUUCAAGUUUUAAUUUCAUUUUUCUGGCAAAUAGUAUGGCACAACUGCCUCCAAAAGUCCCCAACAUGACUCAGAAUUGGCCUUCUUUCCCCCACCAAAGAAUGCCAUCCAUGGCAGCUCCUGCUCUCCUCCCCGCCGCCACCGCCACCACCACCUCCCAACAUCCUUCUUGGGUGGACGAGUUUCUCGACUUCUCCUCCUCCAGACGGGGCUCCCACCGCAGGUCUGUCAGCGACUCCAUCGCCUUCCUUGAAGCUCCGGUGCUGGUUGAGGAAGCUAGGCAUUCUCAUGCCACAAUGCUGCAUGGCGCCAACGGCUUUGACCGGCUGGAUGAUGAUCAGCUCAUGUCUAUGUUCUCCGACGACAUAUCCCUCACCGUGCCGCCCACUGUGUCGUCUUCCGGCCCGUCCACACCAUCCGAUCAGAACAGUAAUAAUGAUGAGAAAGGCGAUGAGAAAGGAGCAGCCCUUGACCAGCAGCCACCAAAGAAUGAGCCUGGAGAGGUGGAGAGCUCAUGCAAAACUGAAUUACCAUCUUUCAGGCCUUCCACCGCCUCUAACGGCGAUUCCAUCAUCGAUCCAAAGCGGGUUAAGAGAAUUUUGGCAAACCGGCAAUCAGCUCAGAGGUCAAGGGUGAGGAAGCUACAAUACAUUUCAGAGCUUGAGCGGAGCGUAACAUCUUUACAAACGGAAGUUUCAGCAUUGUCUCCGAGGGUUGCAUUUCUCGAUCAUCAACGAUUGAUUCUCAACGUGGACAAUAGCGCGCUUAAGCAAAGGAUCGCGGCGUUAGCUCAAGAUAAGAUUUUCAAAGACGCUCAUCAAGAGGCAUUGAAGAAAGAGAUAGAGAGACUGAGGCAAGUGUAUCACCAACAAAGCCUAAAAAAGAUGGGGAAUUCAGCCACCGGAGCUCCACCGCAGUCAACGACACAACCACACCAAACCACCACCAUUGAUGCAGCCAUGGGGUGUACUGACAAGUUGCAGCUUCUAAACUGAGAUAGAGAGAGAAGGGCUCUGAAGUGGUGCAUUCUGCUAACCUGUUGCAUGCAUGUGAUGUGUCCCCAAUUAUCUGAUAGGGUGGGGUCCAUGACAAGCUUGUGGAUUGAAGGGUAGGAUAAGGACACGUGGACUGAUGGUAUAGGGAAAUGAGGAUAUUCAACAGUAGCGCUAAGAGGGGUUGGUGUUGAUUUUUUAUUUUCUUUUUCUCCUUUUGUAAUUUUAUGAUUUAUUAUAAUUUCCCUUUUUUCGGAAAUUAUUUUUGGGUGGGGGGCCAAGAUGGCAGAUCGAUGGGUGUUUGGAAACCCAGAAAGGAAAGGUUGUCUGGUUUUGGGGUGUCUAUUUGUGGUCUGAUUGUUGUAUUUUUUUUCUUUUUUCUUCUCGUGUUACAAUGUUGCAUUCCUCUUAUUUUA
Messenger RNA from Vitis riparia (riverbank grape), 1573 nucleotides. Its product is annotated as basic leucine zipper 34-like. Gene Ontology annotation, molecular function: DNA binding; DNA-binding transcription factor activity. Gene Ontology annotation, cellular component: nucleus. The transcript is spliced from 4 exons. Bases 201 to 1160 code for a protein of 319 amino acids. The record is from RefSeq and is a predicted model, not a curated record. Lineage: Eukaryota; Viridiplantae; Streptophyta; Magnoliopsida; Vitales; Vitaceae. Gene Ontology annotation, biological process: positive regulation of DNA-templated transcription.